Prorocentrum cordatum is the source of this 810-nucleotide messenger RNA. Lineage: Eukaryota; Dinophyceae; Prorocentrales; Prorocentraceae. The record is from the annotation of a GenBank genome assembly.
GAGGCGGCCCUGCCCCUCCGAAGCGAGCGGCCAGGGCGCGGAGGCCGCGGCGCCGCAGCGCGGGCGGGCGGGCCUCGAGGGCGCCCCGCGGCCGCGGGGGUCCUCCGAGGGCCUUCACCCCGUCCCGAGGCGGCCCCGCCCCUCCGAAGCGAGGGCGCGGGCGGGCGGGCGGACCUCAGGGCGCCCGGGUCGCUGCCAGCGGCGAGGCUCUGCGAGGGCGUACGGCCGGCGCUCUCCGAGCGGGCUGCCGGCGGAUGGCGAUAUUCGCCUGCGCGGGCGUGGACUGCCGGCCGUGCGAAGUCGCCGCGAAGGGCCAGUCCGGGGGGGCGGCGUGGUGCACCUGGACGAGGGCAGCGGCGGCCUCGGGUGGCGGCAGGACGAGAACGCCGGGGAACCCGAGGAGGAGGCCGGGCCGGCCGGGUGCUGGGAGGCGCCGCCGUGCCGCGCCAGGGAGGAGCUGGUCUCGUUGCCCCGGCGGAGGCAGCCGCCUACUGCGGACUCGGAGGUCGAGCUGGAGGGGGAGCUGCUCACCGCGGAAGCCGACCCUGGUCAGGCGGUGCGCAGCGGGCCGCUGUCGGCCCGGGUGCGGGUCCCGCCCGGGCGCGCCGGCGGCCUCUCCUGGCCCUGGUGGCCGAGGCCCCGGGAACACGAGGAGUACCAGAGCCUCGCUGUGAGGCUGCAGGAGCUGUACGCCGAGAAGCUGCUGCCCCUCGAGAGGGAGAGCAGCUUCCACGUCUUCCAGUCGGCCGAGCUACCGCCGGCGCACUUCUCCUCGCGCCCCAUGGUGCUGCUGAUGCCGGAGGCGGGCCG